AAAAAAGUUUACUUACAUGUUUAAAACACAUCUCCACAUCCUCCUAAACUUUCUCUAACAACACAUUCUUUUACUUAAGAAUUGAGAAUAAUUCAUAGACAUUUUAAAUAGCAAUAAAUAGACAAUUUUCCAGACAGCUAAUUAAAAAUGCGUGUUUCCGUGGUUUGACCGCUACCUCUCUUCCCUAAUCCAUUUUUAAUUCCUUCCCCCAUUCAAUAUUUGUUACCUUUGAUUGAUUUCUCAGCAGCCAUCAUCACCGCUACUUUUAUCACUCUCUCUCACCCAUAAAAAAACCAUGCACUUACACCAAUCUCAUCAACUCUAAAAAACAAAAAAAAGAGUGUGUGUGUUUAUGACUUUCUGUCUGUAACACAGUCAGAGUCAUUUUAGCCUUAAGGUUUGAGUUUCAGUAUCAUCACCUUUUCCAACAUAUUACACGAUGAGUACAAAUCAACAAGAACAUGUUCAGAUCCAUACAAAUCGAAGAUUACCAGAUUUCCUCCAAAGUGUAAAUCUCAAAUACGUUAAACUAGGUUACCAUUACCUAAUCACACAUCUUUUAACACUUUGUUUAAUCCCUCUUAUGUCCGUAAUCAUAAUCCAAGUUUCACAAAUGAACCCAAACGAAAUCCACCAACUCUGGCUCCACCUCAAAUACAAUCUCGUAAGCAUCAUCACAUGUUCCGCUAUUCUUGUUUUCGGAUCCACCGUUUACAUCAUGACCCGACCCAGAUCCAUUUACCUCAUCGAUUUCUCUUGUUACAAACCACCUUCAAAUCUUGCUGUUAAGUUUACCAAAUUCAUUCAACACUCCAAACUCAAAGGUGAUUUCGAUGAAUCUUCUUUGGAGUUUCAGCGUAAGAUUCUUGAACGUUCUGGUCUUGGUGAAGAUACUUAUUUACCUGAAGCUAUGCAUAAGAUUCCACCUACUCCGUGUAUGGCUUCAGCUAGAGAAGAAGCUGAACAGGUUAUGUAUGGUGCUCUUGAUAAUCUUUUUGCUAAUACAAAGAUUAAGCCUAAAGAUAUUGGUAUACUUGUUGUUAAUUGUAGUUUGUUUAAUCCAACGCCAUCACUUUCAGCUAUGAUUGUUAACAAAUAUAAAUUAAGGGGUAAUAUUAGAAGUUUUAAUUUGGGUGGUAUGGGUUGUAGUGCUGGUGUUAUAGCUAUUGAUCUUGCUAAAGAUAUGCUUCAAGUUCAUAGAAAUACUUAUGCUGUUGUUGUUAGUACUGAGAAUAUUACUCAAAAUUGGUAUUUUGGUAAUAAGAAAUCUAUGUUGAUUCCGAAUUGUUUGUUUCGCGUUGGUGGUGCCGCGGUUCUGCUUUCGAACAAAGGCUGUGAUAGAAGCAGGGCUAAGUAUAAGCUUGUUCAUGUUGUGAGGACUCAUAAAGGUGCUGAUGAUAAAGCAUUUAAGUGUGUUUAUCAAGAACAAGACGAUGUUGGGAAAACUGGUGUGUCUUUGUCUAAAGAUCUUAUGGCUAUUGCUGGUGGUGCUCUUAAGACGAAUAUAACAACUUUGGGUCCUCUUGUGUUACCUGUUAGUGAACAGCUUUUGUUUUUUACUACUUUGGUUAUUAAGAAAUGGUUUAAUGCAAAAACUAAGCCUUAUAUACCUGAUUUUAAGCUUGCUUUUGAGCAUUUUUGUAUUCAUGCUGGUGGUAGAGCUGUGAUUGAUGAGCUUGAGAAGAAUUUGCAGCUUAUGCCUGAUCAUGUUGAGGCAUCUAGAAUGACUUUGCAUAGAUUUGGCAAUACUUCUUCAAGUUCAAUUUGGUAUGAAUUGGCUUACAUUGAAGCUAAAGGAAGGAUGAGAAAGGGAAACAGAAUUUGGCAGAUUGCAUUUGGGAGUGGUUUCAAGUGUAACAGUGCUGUGUGGCAGGCUAUGAAACAUGUGAAAGCUUCACCUAUGAGUCCAUGGGAAGAUUGCAUUGAUAGGUAUCCAGUUGAGAUUGUUUCUUAGUUUGAUUUGAUUUGAUAGUUUUUCUAGUAUAUGAGUCAAUCAAAUAUUAGAGAAGGGUCUUGCACAUUUAUCAUCUUUUCAUUUGUUUACAAAUUUAUUGUUGGGUCAGUGAUGUUGUCUCUGCUUUAGAAGUCAGUGUUACUAGGUCCAAACUAGAUUGCUUGAGUUCUAGUUAUUCAACCAUUAUAUUGGGUAAUUAAUUAUUUAUGCAGAGUAAUGUCAUUAUGAUUGAGUAUUUGUUCAUUUAAACUACUAUGCAUCAAGUACCAGUAUACAUUAUCUAA
Molecule: messenger RNA, 2238 nt
Organism: Medicago truncatula (barrel medic)
Lineage: Eukaryota; Viridiplantae; Streptophyta; Magnoliopsida; Fabales; Fabaceae
Product: 3-ketoacyl-CoA synthase 4
Exons: 1
Coding region: 440-1954 (504 amino acids)
Biological process (GO): fatty acid biosynthetic process
Cellular component (GO): membrane
Molecular function (GO): acyltransferase activity, transferring groups other than amino-acyl groups
Source: RefSeq, a predicted model, not a curated record